UCAGUCAGUAGAGCAGUGCCGCUGGAGAGCUCUCUCGUCGACCGCAGGCUCCAGCUUCAACACACACAAAAAGACGUGUCACCCGACGUUUCGUUUUUAAUUUAUAUUUAUUGCAUUUCUCGUCGUGUCGUCACCUCAAACAAGAUGUAACUUGUGGGCAUCCCCUCAAGUAUAUUCAUGCAUUUGAAAAGAGCCGGGAGUGAGUGCGCAGAGACGAGAAGCCGAGCUGUUUUGGCGAAUGGAACUUAUUGUUGUGCAUUUGUUUUGACUAUGUUAUCCCCGAGCGAGUUUGGGUCCAGUCCGUCUCUGUCCGUCGUCGACCCUUGCAUUUUGGGAUUUAUAUCCGAAUAGUUGAAGGGGAAACGCCGAAGGAGGAUUCUGCAAAGCCAGCAAGCUUUUUCCGACAAGAGCCGGGGAUUUAAAUCGUCAUUUGGUGGUGCUCCGAGAGAGGCGAGAGUCAAAGAAAGAAAUUCAUGUGGCCAUUCUCUCUAUAGCCAAACAUUUUUUUUUGGGAUCGCAUAAUGAGCAAGGAAAGGCCUAAGAGGAAUAUCAUUCAAAAGAAAUACGAUGACAGUGACGGGAUCCCGUGGUCAGAGGAGCGGGUUAUGCGAAAGGUGCUUUACCUCUCCCUCAAGGAGUUUAGGAGCGCACAGAAACGACAGCUGGAUGGUGAUGGAACCCCAAACGCCAAUGGUUCACUAGCCAAUGGGCAGCUGAACGGCUCGGGGUUAAAGGGCAGCCACAAAGAAGAUGGAUCCCUGCGCUCUCAGGGCCCCGGGAGCCGUGAGUACUGUGAGGACGGUCCUGCAAAGAAAAGACCUCGGCUCCAGGCCCAGAGGAAGUUUGCCCAGUCGCAGCCCAACUCGCCCAGCACUACGCCCGUCAAGGUGGCCGAACCAGGCAGCCUGAACACCGCCCUGGCCACUGUGCCCUCAACGUCCCUGUCAUCGCUCUCCUCUUCAUCCCUUUUCUUGUCCAUUCAGGACCUGUCCAGACGCAAGCCCAAGACGGAGGACUUUCUCACCUUCCUUUGCCUCAGAGGUUCAUCAGCCCUGCCCAGCAACAUGGCCUACUUCGGAAGCUCCCAGGAGGAGGACCUGGAGGACGAUGAGGAGGAGGUGGAGGUGGUGAGGAACGGAAGUGGGAUCCACUCUCAAGGUGGGGGAAGCAACAGCCAGGUGUCGGCCUACUCCUCCUGCCACUCGACACCCCGCAAGGGCAAGCACCCCACCAGGCAGCCGCUCAACGGGCAUGUUUUCAACAGCCACGGUAAGGCAGGGACCAGGGAGAGUCCCAGGCCCAAGGCGGGAGCUCACGGCAGGGAUUCGCCAGCCCCCCCACUGCCACCUCUACCGCCUCCACCUCCGCCCCUACUGAGGGAGCGCAGGGAGCGGGCGGAGGCGCGGGAGCACGUGAGGCAGCAGGCCCUGGCCAGCAGUAGAGGCUCAGCCAACGGGCUGCCACCGAGGAGAGCUGCUGAGGAGCUACGCAAACAGGUCUCUAAAGUGAACGGGCUGACGCGGGCGGGCUCGGCACAAGCGGUCAGUGGUACCAAGAAGAGCCGCGACUUCCGACUGCCGUCCAAAACUGUGAAGAAGUACACAGCCACCGUGUCCAAGGGCCACGUCACCUACACCAAAGCCAAACAGAGAGAACUGGGCAAGAAAACCAAACUCAGCAGCAGCUACAAACACAACAGCGCCGCCUCGGCAACAUCGUCAGCGAACAAUCACAAUCAGCACAGCCAGCCAGCAGCCAGCAAUGGGCUGGCUAACUCAGGAAAAGCAGCGGCACCAGCCCACCACAGCAAUGCAAAAACCCGCAAACAGGUGCUACUAUCCAAUGGGCUGCACAAUGUGGCUGCCGUCGCCCGCCUCAACGGCAGGCUAAAUGGGCAGCGGUACAACACCCUGGCCAAGGAGGACGGGCAGAGACAGUGCCAGCAAGGGGAGUGCCCAGGUCGAGAGGGACUGCGUUACUCCAAGCGGCGUCUGGAGGUGGUCCUCAAUUCUGUGGGGACCGGGGUUGUGGAGCAAAAAGCCAAAACCACUGGCAUUGAGGCCAAGAAGGCCAAGCUUCAACCGACACCUCUGGAGACGCGCAGCAGCAGCAAGAAGGCGGCCAAUCAAGAGAAAGCUGCCACACAAACCACCACCCCUACCACUCCAGUUUCUAACGGACAUGAAUCAGACACACCCCCUUCUCCCAAACACACUCCACCCGUUACUCCACUUCCACCUCCCACUCCUCCUCCUCAACAAACCCCGCCUCCUAAUACACCAGCAGCCAAUGCGGAGCCGGUGAACCAGCGACCCAAGCGGGCAUCGGCCGGCAAGCUGAUGUUGAUUCGACAAGCACAGCAGCAGCAGAGCAGGUCUCAUGGUCGGAACUCCUCCUCUUCCUCCCCCUCAUCAGGCCCGAAUCACCCACAGAACCCCAGUCGUGCCAACACUACCUCAGACCCCCAACAAACCUCUACGUGUUCCUCCAACACCUCCUCUCUGCUUGCUUCCACCAACAACUCCGGGCAGCUCAAACCAGCAGCUUUUCGCCUUGCUGACCGAGACAAGGAGUGGGAGCGUGAGAAAGAGAUGGCACGCCAGAAGGAGCGCGAGCAAGAGAAGGAGUGGGAGCGCCAGCGGAGCAGGCCAGAUGGGUGGGCAGCUCUGGGUGACGCCCCGGUCUUCCGGCCGGUUCCGCGGGAGUUCCAGGACCCCCUGGUGUACUUGGAUGCGGUGAGGGAACCGGCCGAGGUGGCUGGAAUGUGUCGCGUGGUCCCACCAACAGACUGGAGGCCAGAGUGCAAGCUGAGCGAGGAGAUGCGUUUUGUUACACAGGUGCAGAGGGUCCACAUGCUGAGCCGGCGCUGGGGCCCCAACGUGCAGCGGCUAGCCUGCAUUCGCAAGCACCUCAAAUCUCAGGGCAUUACCAUGGAUGAGCCACCUGUCAUUGGUGGCUGUGAAGUGGACCUGUCACGUUUUUUCCAGCUCAUCAAUGACAUGGGCGGCAUGCAGCAGGUGAUGGAUCUGAAGAAGUGGACCAAGCUAGCCGACCUUCUGCGCAUCCCUAAGUCAGCGCAGGACCGGCUGGCCAAGCUGCAGGAGGCGUAUCUCCAGUACAUCCUCUCCUAUGACUCGCUGAGCGCUGAGGAGCGCCUGACGCUGCAGGCCGAAGUGCUGCAGGAGAAAAAGAAUCUGGAGUCGCGCCGGGGCCCUCUGGAGGGCCUCUCGGACUCCUCAGCACCUAGUGCACUGGUGCUGCCACGCUAUGAGCCCAAGAAUGGGCUUGUAGGUGGAAUAGUGGGAGGGGCGACGGGGAACCACCGCACCAAUGGAGUGUAUCAUCGUCUGAAGGAGCUCGAGGCUCAGGUCAAAGCGGGCCGGCGCCGGCUCUUCGCUCAGGAAAAACAAGACAAAGAGGACAGGCAGCAUGGAGAGGAGCAGCAGCAGCAGCAGCAGCAGCAGCAGCAGGAGGAGGACAGGGGCGUUCUCAGUGACCAGCACAAAUGUAUUAACAAGGGGAAAUCGGUGUCUUUGACUAACUUCUUCAGGAUAGCCCGGAACACCAUGACCAUGUGCUUUAACAAGGAACCAGGGGCUGCUGAGGUUGAGGAAGAGUACUGGAGGAUUGUGGAGCAGAGAGACAGCCAUGUGGCAGUGCAUUGUGGGAAGGUGGACACUAGCACACAUGGCAGUGGAUUCCCUACAGGAAAGUCAGAGUCAUUUUCAAAACAUGGAUGGAACCUCACUGUCCUUCCCAAUAACUCUGGAUCUAUUCUGAGGCAUCUGGGUGCUGUGCCUGGGGUGACCAUUCCCUGGCUUAACAUUGGCAUGGUCUUUUCUACCUCAUGCUGGUCUCGAGACCAAAAUCGCCUUCCAUUUAUUGAUUACUUACACACUGGUGCUGAUUGCAUUUGGUAUUCUGUCCCUGCUGAGGAGAAGGCUAAGCUGGACAAGGUGGUCCAUACACUGCUUCAGGCCAAUGGCACCCCAGGACUAGAAAUGCUGGAGAAGAACAUCAUGCUCUCUCCAGAGGUGCUGUGCCACGAAGGCAUCAAGGUUUACCGGACGGUCCAGCGGAGUGGCCAGUUUGUGGUCUGCUACCCCGGUGCCUUUGUCUCUAAAGUGUGCUGUGGCUACAGCGUGUCAGAGACGGUGCACUUUGCCACGCCGCACUGGAUGAACCUGGGUUACCAGGCCGCAAAGGACCUGAAAUGUCGUCGUAUAGCCAAACCCUUUUCCAUGGAGAAGCUACUGUACCAGAUCGCUACAGCCGAGUCCAAGAGGGACAAUGGCCUCCUCCUCUCCACCAUCUCCGCUCUACUCAAAGACCUCAGGAACAUAGAGAUGCGCCAACGACAGGAACUUUACAAGGCAGGUUUGCUCUCCUCAGCCCGCUACGGCACCCACGACGGCAGCCUGGGCCCCGGGGAAGGACGCAAGAAGCCCCGUGGGAAAUGGCUGGCACUCGAGUCCUCAGAGAGACGCUGCCAGAUCUGUCAGCAUCUCUGCUACCUGUCCAUGGUGGUUCAGGAGACUGACAAUGUGGUCUUCUGUCUGGAGUGUGCCCUGCGUUAUGUGGAGAAGCACAAGUCUUGCAGAGGCCUGAAGAUGAUGUACCGAUACGAUGAGGAGCAAAUCAACAGUUUGGUGAACCAGGUGUGUGGCCGGGCCAUGUUAAAGAACGGAGGAGGAGGAGGAGGAGGAGGAGGAGGAGGAGGAGGAGGAGGAGGCGGCGGCGUUGGCGGCGUUGGCGUUGUUGUUGUUGGUGGUGGAGUUGUUGUCACUGCAGUAGGGGGGGACCAUGGCCUCAGCCCUUCCAAAGCAUCGCCAGCCAAGCGAGGACCCCGAAAGCGCGCAACCGUGGAGGUGUCCCUGGCACGCCUGUCCUCCAGCCACAUACCCAAGGCUGCUGCUGUGUCCUGAGGAGGACGCCACGACAUUACCAUCCGGUGUGCUCUGCCCAUGUCGGGCCCAACCCUCCCAAACUCCCCUGUUUUGUUUUACAUUAAGCAGGAUCACUAUCAAUCCCUCCUCCACCACUCAAUAUUUAAGAUUGAUUGUUUUUUAGCUUUGAAAAGCCCCUCACCUGACCGAAGUCCUCCAAUAUUCACCUCCUCCCUUUAGUAUGACAGGCUUGUUUACAAAAAAAAGAAAAAAAAAGAAAAAGAAAAGCAAGAUGUCUUUUUUGCACUAGUGUGAAAGAAGAAUUUGUUUUUUUCCUGGAUGAUUUUAGAAUCCCACUGUCCCUCUUUAAGUCGUCUUUUACAACAUUACAAGCAUUAAGCGUAACAUUCACAAGAAAACUUGAUGGGCCCUGUUAAACCUUAUACCUCCAUCCUCCCUUAACUGCAGUGGGUUACAUGUGUUACCCUCUUUUUGCAUCACUCUUUCCUGCCCUCAUCUCGCCCCCUGAGACUGAACCCCAUUCCUUCUCAUCAUGUCACUCGACUGAACGUGGGACAAAUGAAAAGGCGGCCUUUGUUUUCCUCCAGUUUUAUGAAAUGAAAAUUACAUCAAGUAGUUACCCAAAGUUUCUCUCUGUCCUUGGUUUGAGGAAGAGGAGUCCUUUUUUAAUUACUUUAUUAUUUCUUGGUGCAGCUCCUGCAUAGUUUUUUGAUUGUUUUAAAAAGGGGGUUAGUGACGCGAGGUAAAAACUUGAAAAGAUAACGAUGUUGGUUUAUUGUUGGUUGGCUAUGUUUUUUCAAGUUCUAUUUUAAACUUUAGCUUUGUUUUUUGCAAGAAGUCUUCUUUGUAUUUCCUUUUCUUUGUCAUUGUGGAUGUUUCUGUUUGUUGGUGGAUGUGAGAGGAGGCAGAGCUCCAGCUGCUUGACCUGUGAAAGGUCACCGCUCACCUCACUCCCUGGUAGUAUGGAGGGAUCCCUCCUUCGCUAGCAAGUGAAAACUGUGCCUGAUCCAUAGCGAGGAGAUCCAUUUUAUUGGUGCUGUUUGUUAUAAUUACUGUAUAACAACACAAAAAUUAAAAAUCUGGGGGUUGGCACAUGCUAUCUACUAACAGCUAGCUCACGCUCCCCCAACCCACAGGGCAGAAAGGCUUUCAGGCGUUUCUGGUUCUAGAUGUGCAAUCGUGUUAACAUUCCAUUCUUCCAGUCCUCUUGUUUCAUCUGUAACAGUAAACAUUAAUUAUUAUAUUAUAUUAUUAUUAUUUUGUGUUUUUUACUUUUGUUGGUCUGACGUGUUAUCUCAAGUAGAGCCACUAGUCAAAGAGUGUAAAAUGUGAAAUAUCAAAUCCAAGUUUUGUUUUUUGUAUUUUUUAAAUUGUCCUUUUUUGGCUUUUUUCUUUUUUCUUUUCCUUUUCCAGAUAUAUUAUGAGUGAUUUUUAGAGAGAGGAAAAAGUCCAACACAAACAAAACAUCAACUUUUUUUGUACAUAAUCCUGUAAAUCUCUUUAAAUACCUGAGCCUCGUUCUGGGGUUAAGGAAUAAAGAAAGAAAGGAAGGAAGGAAUAGAAUAGAGAGAAAACGUUCCAGAGGAGAGUGGUUGAUGAAGAAAAAGCCUUACAUUUCCCUUUCUUCAUCCGUGUGAGUUUGACGCUUACAGAGUUGCUCUGGUUAAACGUGUAUACAAAUUUUAAGUGCUGCUUAUAUCACUAAGAAAGAAGAUAUGGAGUAGCCAACGACAGCCCCCCCUCCUCUCCCCCCAACCUAGUUUUGUUUGUUUAGCUUUACUUUUUUAAAGAAAAGGGAAAAAGAUAUGUUCACAAAAAAAAUGGGUUUUUACAUUUUCAUUACUGAAAAUUCAACAAAAAUGUAGUAGCUACUCAUGUUGCACUGAGCUUGCCAGUGGUGACUGUCAAGGAAAAAUCCUAUAAUCCAGUUUGUUGGUUGUCGUCCCUCGCAGAAGACUGAACUGUUUUAGGACUAUUUAAUAAAAUACCAAGUCGGGUGUUUUCAACAUAAAAAGUGGUUGUCAAGUUUUUAUGGCCUUACAAUACAUUUGAUUCUGAUGGGAUUUUGUUUGUUUUUCAGUUCUAUCGUUUUUUUUUGUUGGUUUCUUCUAUUUUCUACAGUAUAAACUACUUGCUCACAGUGGGGUCUCUGGUGACUUAAUUUAUUAGUGCCGCAUCUCGGCCUUUCCCUCGACUCGGAAAGAGAGUCUCAUGUUGGUUAUAUUGACAGUUUUUUACUUUUGCAGUUUGUACUUAAGGUUUAAUAAAAACUUACCGACAAUUCACUGUCA
Cyclopterus lumpus (lumpfish) is the source of this 7198-nucleotide messenger RNA. RefSeq names its product jumonji, AT rich interactive domain 2b (gene jarid2b). The record is from RefSeq and is a predicted model, not a curated record. Bases 522 to 4925 code for a protein of 1467 amino acids. Lineage: Eukaryota; Metazoa; Chordata; Actinopteri; Perciformes; Cyclopteridae. Gene Ontology annotation, cellular component: nucleus. Gene Ontology annotation, molecular function: histone demethylase activity; DNA binding. Gene Ontology annotation, biological process: chromatin remodeling. The transcript is spliced from 19 exons.